Mytilus californianus (California mussel) is the source of this 1250-nucleotide messenger RNA. RefSeq names its product putative ankyrin repeat protein RBE_0317. Bases 558 to 1250 code for a protein of 230 amino acids. The transcript is spliced from 12 exons. The record is from RefSeq and is a predicted model, not a curated record. Lineage: Eukaryota; Metazoa; Mollusca; Bivalvia; Mytilida; Mytilidae. Gene Ontology annotation, molecular function: protein binding.
GUGGUGAUACUCCCUUACAUUUAGCUGCUAAUGGUGGAAAUCUCGACAUAGUGCAAUUGUUAUUAGAAAGAGCAGAUAUAGAUCCAAAUAGAGAAAAUGAGAAUGGUGAUACUCCCUUACACUCAGCUGUUAGUGAUAAACAGCUCGAAAUAGUUCAGUUGUUAUUGAAAAGAACAGAUAUAGAUCCAAACAAAGGAAAUAAGAAUGGUGAUACUCCCUUACACUCAGCUGUUAGUGGUGAACAGCUCAAAAUAGUUCAGUUGUUAUUGAAAAGAACAGAUAUAGAUCCAAACAAAGGAAAUAAGAAUGGUGAUACUCCCUUACACUCAGCUGUUAGUGAUAAACAGCUCGAAAUAGUUCAGUUGUUAUUGAAAAGAACAGAUAUAGAUCCAAACAAAGGAAAUAAGUAUGGUGAUACUCCCUUACACUCAGCUGUUAGUGGUAAACAGCUCGAAAUAGUUCAGUUGUUAUUGAAAAGAACAGAUAUAGAUCAAAACAAAGGAAAUAAGGAUGGGAACACUGUUUUACACAAAGCUGCUAGUAGUGGAGAACUCGAAAUGGUCAAACUGUUACUCGAAACAUCAAAUAUAGAUCCCAAUCAAGAGAAUAAGGAUUGGGACACUGUUUUACACACUGCUGCUAGAAGUGGAGAACUCGUAAUGGUCAAACUGUUACUCGAAACAUCAAAUAUAGAUCCCAAUCAAACGAAUAAGGAUGGGAACACGCCAUUUGAAAUAGCUGCAGAAAAAGGACGACUCAAAAUAGCAAAAUUGUUAUUAGAAAGAACAACUAUAGAUCCAAAAAAAGUGUAUAAGGAUGGGAACACUGUUUUACACAAAGCUGCAAGACGUGGAGAACUCGAAAAGGUCAAACUGUUACUAGAAACAUCAAAUAUAGAUCCCAAUCAAGAGAAUAAGGAUGGGAACACUGUUUUACACAAAGCUGCAAGACGUGGAGAACUCAAAAUGGUCAAACUGUUACUCGAAACAUCAAAUAUAGAUCCCAAUCAAGAGGAUAAGAAUGGGGAUACUCCUUUAUAUUCAGCUGUUAGAGGUAAACAUCUCGAUAUAGUCCAGUUAUUAUUAGAAAGAACAGACAUAGAUCCAAAUAAAGACAAUCGGUCCAAUAACACUCCCUUACAUUAUGCCGUUUUAAAUGGACAUUCAGACAUAGUUCAUUUGUUAUUAAGAAGAACAGAUAUAGACCCAAACAAAGUAAAUAAGGUAUGGAAUUUUGUUCUGACCAGAUAA